Molecule: messenger RNA, 16030 nt
Organism: Lymnaea stagnalis (great pond snail)
Lineage: Eukaryota; Metazoa; Mollusca; Gastropoda; Lymnaeidae
Source: the annotation of a GenBank genome assembly
UUUUUUUUUUUUUUUAAAUUGCAAUACCGUCUGGAUUCGCCCGUUUGUAGAAUCUUAAAAGGAAAAUGUAUUAACAAUCUUUCCCCUCGUAAACGUGUUUCUUAACAAAAGCGUUGACAUUUUUAAAAAAAACAAAAAAAUCAUUGAAUUAAAGACGUGUAAUGCAGUUUGUAUUCAGUUUUCACAUUUAAAAGGAAUCAUUUGAAAGUAAAUUUGUUUAAAUUUUUAUUUAAAAACUUUUCAACAACUAAUGCAAACAUUUGUUUGAAUAUUUAGAAUUCAGUUCCUGUUCAGGAGCCUAAUCCAAGUCGAGAUGGAAUUCAAGAAAACGUUCGGAAUUUCCAUGUUAAUGGCGUUCUUCAUUUUAACACGUAAGAAAGAAUUUCAAUUUUUCGUAUUCUGCCAGUAUCAUUUACUGAAAGUCGUAUCCACUUAUUGAACAAAAUAAUACAUAUUUUAUUUUUGAUGUUUAAAUCCACAAUGACCCGAGCUUUUUCGCAUUGUCCUAUGUCGUUUCUUUGUUUCUCCGACCAGAGAAUGAUUUCUGCGUGACGCCAGCAAGCUCUGCCGGUAAGUGGACUAUUUAAAAACUGAUCUCUCGUCUCUUUAAAUUGUUCCAUUCGUUUAUUAUGCCAGGUUUUGCUUAGGAAUGUAAAUCCACAAAAAAGACCCGUCUUUAAGAAAUUUUACACCCUCCUCCUCAUCCCCAUCCUCCUCCUCAUCCUCCUCCUCCUCCUCAUCCUCCUCCUCAUCCUCCUCCUCAUCCUCCUCCUCCUCCUCAUCCUCAUCCUCAUCCUCAUCCUCCUCCUCAUCCUCCUCCUCAUCCUCCUCCUCCUCCUCAUCCUCCUCCUCAUCCUCCUCCUCCUCCUCCUCCUCCUCCUCAUCCUCCUCCUCCUCCUCAUCCUCCUCCUCCUCCUCAUCCUCCUCCUCAUCCUCCUCCUCAUCCUCCUCCUCCUCCUCAUCCUCCUCCUCAUCCUCAUCCUCCUCCUCAUCCUCCUCCUCAUCCUCCUCCUCAUCCUCAUCCUCCUCCUCAUCCUCAUCCUCCUCCUCAUCCUCCUCCUCAUCCUCAUCCUCCUCCUCAUCCUCCUCCUCAUCCUCAUCCUCCUCCUCAUCCUCCUCCUCAUCCUCCUCCUCAUCCUCCUCCUCAUACUCAUCCUCCUCCUCAUCCUCCUCCUCAUCCUCAUCCUGAUGUCCCUUAGUCUUUGGACCGUUGGGGCGCCACAGAUGACAUGUGAACCAUCCUUCUCCAUUCCUCUCUGUCUUCAGCACUACGCUCCAUGUUUUAUGGAAUAAGUUAUAGUCGGAUGAUGUUCUGAAUGCACACACACACACAAAAUAUAUAUUUCUUUAGAUCAGCUGAACGUGUUUAAACACGAAGAGGUUCUCAAAAGUUUGAUACUGUUAUUAACGAUACAAAUACGAACAUCACAAAUCUUUCUGUUGCACGCAAGCCUCAAAGCACUGCUCGUUACAAUUUGAGAUUUAAGUUUAAAGUUGUCUAUUGUUGGUUCACGCAGUUAAGUAAAAAUAAACAACUGGCCAAGUUUACAGUAAAUCUCCUGUUACAGUUGAGCACAUGAAGUGAGGAGGGCUCCCCAGAUCCCGCCCAACAUUCCACCCCAUUUCGUCCAGCAGCCAUAGGCAUCUUCGAUUUCUCCCCUACUCCCGGAUAAAAAUGACUAUUUUAGCGCUGACAGAUACUCUGCCUAGUGACGUAUGUAGUACACUGACUAUUGGCGUAUGUAGUACACUGCCUAGUGGCGUUUGUAGUACGCUGCCUAGUGGCGUAUGUAGCACACUGCCUAGUGGCUUAUGUAGUACACUGCCUAGUUUCGUUAAGUAGUAAACUAACUAUUAGCGUAUGUAGUACACUGCCCAAUGGCAUAUGUGGUACACUGCCUAGUGGCGUUUGUAGUACACUGCCCAAUGGCAUAUGUGGUACACUGCCUAGUGGCGUUUGUAGUACACUGCCCAAUGGCAUAUGUGGUACACUGCCUAGUGGCGUUUGUAGUACACUGCCCAAUGGCAUAUGUGGUACACUGCCUAGUGGCGUUUGUAGUACACUGCCCAAUGGCAUAUGUGGUACACUGCCUAGUGGCGUUUGUAGUACACUGCCCAAUGGCGUAUGUGGUACACUGCCUAGUGGCGUUUGUAGUACACUGCCCAAUGGCAUAUGUGGUACACUGCCUAGUGGCGUUUGUAGUACACUGCCCAAUGGCAUAUGUGGUACACUGCCUAGUGGCGUUUGUAGUACACUGCCCAGUGGCGUAUGUGGUACACUGCCUAGUGGCGUUUGUAGUACACUGCCCAGUGGCGUAUGUGGUACACUGCCUAGUGGCGUUUGUAGUACACUGCCCAAUGGCAUAUGUGGUACACUGCCUAGUGGCGUUUGUAGUACACUGCCCAAUGGCAUAUGUGGUACACUACCUAGUGGCGUUUGUAGUACACUGCCCAAUGGCAUAUGUGGUACACUACCUAGUGGCGUUUGUAGUACACUGCCCAAUGGCAUAUGUGGUACACUACAGCCCAGGUCAGACCAAAUGUCUAUCCGUGCUACCUUUAAAAUUCAAACUGCAGAUUCCGAAAAUGCUAUCUUUCCAUAUUAAAAAAAACUGUGACACCUGGGUGGACAACCCCACCCCACCCUCAUUUAUUAAUACGCCACUGUUAUUGCCCUCCCAAAAUUUGAAAUACCCCCAGCCCCCCACCCUUUCGGGGGAAAUGGUCUGAAAGAAAUACUGCAUGACUUGACCCCGAUUUACAAAAUGUAGCUGGAUUGAAUCUCAUCAUGAACCACUUUCAGCAAUGGCAUUGAGAACGGCUACAAAUACUGACGCCCAAAUAAGGAUAGAUGUUCCACAUGUAUUCUUUGUUUAUUUACCCUAUUCCUGUGUCAAAGAAAAACAAAGCUUAUUUUUAUGCGGAAUUACCAAAAUGGAGGCUCAGCAGAAGAUAAAUGAAGAUCCAAUGGUCCCACGAGAGAAGUGUGCGCAGCUGAUGUUCGCUCUCAAAGGAUUCUAACGAAUGAAUGGGAACUGUAUUAAGCUCAGAAAUGUCAAAAUAAUGUCAUCAUAGAUUAAAUAAAAGUGCAGUCUUAGAAAAGUUGCUCGCAAGAGAAUUCUAAUGGUCUAUAUUAAUAGAUAUUACUAGGGCGUAACCGGGUACAGUGUCUUACAGCCGGUGCGUCCAUGUGUUAAAAAAAGGAGUAAACUUCUUAUGUUUCUAUCAACAAUAGGCCUGCAGACAGUCCUGCAUCCUACCUGCAGGGAUUUAGAUAGCCGGCCCAUGUACAGUCCCACGUCCUGACGGCCGGCUUUUAAAGAGUGGUCCGACAGAUCUUUGACAUUUGAUAUGAGUCACAUCUGCGAAAAUUCAACACUUUUACACAAGUUCAACCGUCACGCAUUACACUCUUUGCUUGACAGAUUUUUUUUCUCACUUAGAACUAUUGAGUAAAGGUGGGGAGGGGUUGGUUGCGAAAAGGAAGCAGCCACACCAGUGGCAAAAGAUAUGAAAGAGAUGAAAUAUUUUUAUUUAAAAAAGUGUAUACUUCCGUCGCUGUAGACUACUAGCGAAACUAUCAAAGUUUUAUGGGAAAUUUUCUGUGAACGAGACCAAAGCGUAAGUUGUGUAAUUAUUUCAAAGUCACGUUAUCUGAGAUACAGACUUUAAAGGCAAUGAAUGGAAUCAGAAAUAUUAUGAAAAACAAACAACAGCAACAAAACUAAGCACAGUGAAACAAUGCAUACAAAUGUGAUUCUAUGAACAAGGAAACAUUUAACGCAUAUGUAAUUAUAACUACACAUAUGACUGAAAAUUAAAAAAAGUGUCUUUUUUUAAUCCUUUAGAUGUUGUUUAAGUUCUUUCCUAUUGCAGUUGCGGUGCUUAAAAGUUUCACGGUAAACGGCCAAAGUACAACAGUCACCGUUGGAGACAGGGCUAGCCUCACAUUUCAAUGUGCAAAACUGGACAAUGUUGGCGAACCAAUCUUGACUGUUAAGGCGACCAAAUUGGGUGAGUGGAAAGAUGAACGUGCAAGACUUACUAGACUUCUUUUUAGUUAGUUAUACGACGUUAACAACAUGCAAUUUAAGAUGCUUCUUGAUGAAAAGAUAAAAUUAUAAUGGAAGCGUAUUUUUCUUCUACGCUUUCCAUUCUCCGCAUUCGAUGAUUAUUAAUACUGUAGAGAGUUCAGUCUCAGUCCAGGUGGACAGGGUGAGGGGCAAAACCCACGGCAGAGUUCAGUCCAGGUGUUUGGCGGGUAGCAGAUAAAUUAAGACGUGGAAUACAAUGGAUGUCAACGGAGCGGGGUAAACCCACAGUCGAAGACUGACCAAAUAAAUUAAGGCGAGGAAUGCAGCGGGCAGGGAUGAGGGGCAAAAACCCACGGCAGAGUUCAGUCCAGGUGUUUGGCGCGUAGCAGAUAAAUCAAGACUUAAGAAGUAGGGGGAGUAAUCUCUAGAGACGCCUCGGUUGGCUGGUGGACCUAUAAGAGGGGACGGUUAGAUUGGAGAGGGAAGGCGGCCGGACAGAGAGCGGACAGGGGGAGAGAGCUCGACGGUAGAGGAAGAGGGCAGUCAGAGUUGCGAGAUGAGAGAAAGUAUGAGCGAAGUGUCAACUCAAUAAAAAACAAGUCUAUAAUCAUUAUCGCCUGAGUUGUCUCCUUAGUGAAUGCCAGAUAGAUGAAGGUUAGCAGAGAGUAGGCAAAGUUUCUUUACAAUACCAUAUACCACUGUUAGCGCUACGUGUGGGAAUGCUUUCAAGUCACCUAAAACAAUUUAAACAAAAAAAGCUUUAAAAAGGACUUUCUAUCAAAGACGAGUGAAAACACAAUAAAAUGAGAAAAUCAUUUACAAUUCCUUAAAAUGCCUUACGCAAAGAAACACUGUGCAGAAGUGUAGAUGACACGCUGUGAAGCCAAAAACAGACUGUGCAGAAGUGUAGAUGAGCCAUCUAUGAAGCCAAAGACAGACUGUGCAGGAGUGUAGAUGAGCACUCUAUGACGCCAAAGACAGACUGUACAGAAGUGUAGAUGAGCACUCCAUGACGACAAAGACUGACUGUGCUUAAGUGUAGAUGAGCACUCUAUGAAGCCAAAGAUAAACUCUGCAGAAGUAUAGAUGAGCACUAUAUGAAGCCAAAGACAGACUGUACAUAAAUGUAGAUGAGCACUCCAUGAAGAGAAAGGAUUCAAAUUGAAUGUAAGCGAAAUUUCAAAUUUGCUUUACUUAUAUUAAUUUUUUUAGUCUGCACAGAAUUUCUUUGUGGGACGCAUUUUAAGUAAUUUAAAUUAUUUGACACUCGUCUUUGCUAGUAAAUUUUAAUUUCUAAUUAUUUUUUUAAUAAUAAUUUCUAUUUUCUAAUGUUUCAUUGUAAGUUGUAAGUGUGAUGAUUUUGAGGCUGAUGACUUGACGCUGAUGACUUGAGGCUGAUGACUUGACGCUGAUGACUUGACGCUGAUGACUUGAGGCUGAUGACUUGACGCUGAUGACUUGACGCUGAUGACUUGAGGCUGAUGACUUGACGCUGAUGACUUGACGCUGAUGACUUGAGGCUGAUGACUUGACGCUGAUGACUUGACGCUGAUGACUUGAGGCUGAUGACUUGACGCUGAUGACUUGACGCUGAUGACUUGAGGCUGAUGACUUGACGCUGAUGACUUGAGGCUGAUGACUUGACGCUGAUGACUUGAGGCUGAUGACUUGACGCUGAUGACUUGACGCUGAUGACUUGACGCUGAUGACUUGAGGCUGAUGACUUGACGCUGAUGACUUGACGCUGAUGACUUGACGCUGAUGACUUGACGCUGAUGACUUGACGCUGAUGACUUGACGCUGAUGACUUGACGCUGAUGACUUGACGCUGAUGACUUGACGCUGAUGACUUGAGGCUGAUGACUUGACGCUGAUGACUUGACGCUGAUGACUUGACGCUGAUGACUUGAGGCUGAUGACUUGACGCUGAUGACUUGACGAUGAUGACUUGAGGCUGAUGACUUGACGCUGAUGAUUUGACGCUGAUGACUUGGUCAAAUUUCUUCCAUCGUAAAUCCGCCGCUGGAAAACCCUGUAAAAUAAUACCUUUCCCUCCUCUCAAUUUGCCCCGCAGUUGCAUACCCCCUUGGUUUUAUCGCAUUCCUAACCCAGUCCGCUCACCCCCAAAAGCGUGGAAUUUGUGUUUAACCCCUCUUACCGAUGAAUCUUGAGAAAAUAAUACCAUAUUCCCCCCCCCCACCCCCGCUUAUUUUUCCCUGGAGACAGCAAAGCGGAGUAUAGUCCCUUGUUAUUGCAUUUGUACACCAGAAAGCUCACACCGAAGUGUGAGUUUAGAUUUUCCUCCUCACCCCGACAAAACUUUGAGGGUAGACGGUCAAAGCCGCAACAUCGAAAGUGAUUGUCAUUGGAUGGGGAAAAAAACAUUUAGACCAGCCAAUUGAAUCAUCACCGAAUAAUCACUUAAUUCGAAUAAAUAGCCUGAACAAGCAAGAAUAUGUCUUUUAUGAUAUGAUCACUUGACCGUGGACGCUGGAAGGAUCUAGACUUAGUACUUCAUUAGCGUUAUCAUUAACUGUGACUGCUACCUAGAGUACUAGUAAGUACGCAACCAUGAUUCUGAUAUCAUUUUAUUUCACUUGUAUUGUUUAUAUGACUAUGGAGUAAUUAUUCGUUCGUGUUUGAUCUUAUUCCACUAUUGUCUGUAGUAUAUUAGUGACUAUCAAAAUACCCGCGCUUCGCAGCGGAAAGUCUUUUUCAAAGAAAAAAUGGUAAGAUAUUAUCAAUUAUCCGCAUAUUCUGGAGACAAUCCAAUGCAUUCUCUUGCGAAAAUCAAUCCUGUAGGGUCUGUCCUUGAGACCCCAAUCCCGGUAAGACCCCAAUUCUAAUGAGUCCUCAUUGCCAUUCUGAACCCGAUCCCGGCGCGAUCCCUUUUCGCUGAGUGAUCCCGUUCACGGUGGGAUACUAUUUUCUUCUGGCUCCGGAUCCAAGGAGAAUCAAGAUCCCGUUGGGAUCCCGAUCCCCUCGGUUUGUUGAUCCAAGUGGCCUACCGAUCCCGUUAGGGGACCGUUAUCAGUGAGAUCCUGUGUCAGCUAGGGACUCUAUUUUCCGAAGUUAUCACUUUUUCCGAUAGGAUCCUGAUCCAGUUUUGAUCCCAGUACCCGGAUGGGAUCGCGUAACCUAUGGGUCCCAUUAGGAUCCUGUUUCUCUAUAGGAUCAUGCUCAGUGCGAUUUUGUUCGAGUACGUUUUUAAAUCUAGUUAUAUAUAUAAUACAUUUAAAAUAAUAUAGGGGCCCCGGACGGUCAAUUUAAUUAAGUAACAUUUUAAUUACGUCUUAGAUGGGGGUCCUAUAAAAAUCAUUCCGAUAAAUUAUAGAAUUAACAUUUGUCUUAUUAAAAUUGGUUUAAAAUGCCAUAGAUAUAACUUUUUUAAACUAUCGAAGUUUCUACAAAAUUCUAGAUCGGCCCUAAAUGGAUUGGAUAUUAUUAGUUUUAAAUCCACCGAUAUUUUAAUACGUACAGAGAAGUGUAUUGCUACAAAGUUAGGCGUAGAUCCACCAAUUCACAUAGAACCUAUAGUGUUGUCUAGCCCUAUUCAUAAUUAUAUAACUUGUAUUAGGAAAAAUGAAAAUAGUCCCCCGGCCCCAGAGGGACUGAUAUUAUGAGUUCAGUAUAUCUCGGUAUUUGAAUAUGGAUAAUCAUGUGUAUGUGUGUUAAGUUUGGUCAAGAUCCAUCGAUCCAUGUAGGAGUGCUUGGGGGCCGAACGUCUAAACUGUCUCAAACUUAAGAGUUGGUGGUCUGGAGUUCAGACCCCACCGAAGCAAACAUCACAAGCACCCUGGGUGGAUUAAACUCUUUAGCUUUGGACUGCAACCCAUCUAAGAGAAGGCAAAAAUCUGAAUUUAAACAAUGCUCAUUAAAUUGAUCGUGGGCCCCUAAAUAUAAGAAGAAGAAGGAGUAAUUGUUGAUAAUGUUAUUCAUAUAUCUAAUAUAAGGAAAAUAGAAAUUCGGGGCCCCCGGUUGUGACCUUAAGGAAUAAGCUAUAAGGAAUAAGCCUUCAAAAUUUCAGACUUCUAUCUACAGGGAAAGUUAUAGAAUAUAGCUUAUAUAAAAAAAAUUAAUCGGGCCCACAGCCCCAGCGGUAUGGGUAUUAUGACAUCACUACCCUUCGGAUUUUUGCAUAUGGAUAAUCAAAUGGAUGUAUAUUAAGUUUGGUCAAGAUCCAUCGAUUCAUGUAGCAAGAUUUUUUAAUCAUUUUUUUUACAUAGAUUAUAUAAGAAAAAUUGGCAUUUUAGGCCCCCGCCCCAAACGAUAUAGGGUUCCGAAAUGAAAUCUGCUUAACUUUUGUAAGUAAACUGUAAGGGAUAAGCCUGCCAAAUUUCAGGCUUCUAUAUACACGGAAAUUUGGAGCAUAUAGCUUGUAAUAAAAAAUGAAAUGGGGCCCCCGGCCCCAAAGCUAUUGAUAUUAUAAGUUCCGUACCCUUCAAUAGUUUAAUAUGGAUAUUAAAGAGUAUCUGUAAUUAGUUUGGUCAAAAUCUAUCUAUUCAUGAAUGAGUAUUAAGGCUAUUGAUAUUCCUAUAGCCUAUAUAAGAAAAAAUAAAAUGGGGCCCCCAGUCCAAAAGGGAUUAAUAUCAUGAGUUCAGUAUCCUUCGGUGUUUGAAUAUGGAUAAUCAAGAGAAUGUGUACUCAGUUUGGUCGAGAUCCAUCUAUUCAUGUAGGAGUAUUUGUUGUUAAUUUUAUUUAUAUUGCUCAUAUAAAGAAAAAAAUUGAAUUCGGGGCCCCCAUUUGUGACCUUUCCGGGUAGAGUUUCGAAAUGAAAGCUGCUUAUCUUUGGUAAGUAAGCUGUAAGGAAUAAGCCGGCUGAAAUUAACGCUUUUAUCUACAAUGGAAGUUGGAUUAUAUAGCUAGUAUAAGAAAAAAUGAUAUUGGGCCCCCAGCUAUAGAGGUAUUGAUAUUAUGAGUUCAGUACACUUGGGUAUUUGACUAUGGCAAAUCAAGAGUAAGUUUACUAAGUUUAAUUAAGAUCCAUCUAUUUAUGUAGGAGUACUAAGCCUAGUAAUAUUUAUAUAGCUUAUAUAAGAGAAAAUGAAAUGGGCCCCCGGCCCACAGGGAUGUAUAUUAUGUGUUAAGUACCUUCGGUAUUUGAAUAUAGAUAAUCAAAUUUAUGUAUAUUAAGUUUGGUCGAGAUCCAUCGAUUCAUGUAGCAGUAUUUGUUGAUCAUUUUAUUUAUAUAGCUCAAAAUAGAAAUAAUGGACAUUUUGGGCCCUGGCCUUAAACGGUAUAUAGUUUUGAAAUGAAACGUACUUAACUUUUGUAAGUAAGGUGUAAGGAAUAAGCCUGGCAAAUUUGAGGCUUCUAUAUACAGGGAAAGUUGGAGAAUUAGUGAUGAGUGUGAGGGAGGGCUUUGCAUUUUAUUAGUAUAGAUUAGGAAAAAAAACGAAUUCGGGGCCCCCAGUUGCGAACCGUUCCGGGUAGAGUUUCUAAAUGAAACCUGCUUAUCUUUUGUAAAUCAGCUGUAAGGAAUGCGCCUGCCCAAUUUCAACCUUCUAUCUACAGCGAAAGUUGGAGAAAAUAGCUCAAAUAAGAAAAAUGAAAUGGGGCCCCCGGCUAUAGAGUUAUGGAUAUUAUGAGUUCAUUACACUUGGGUAUUUGAAUAUGGAUAAUCAAGAGUAUGGGUACUAAGUUUGGUCAAAUCCAUCUAUUCAUGUAGGAGUACUAAGCCUAGUCAUAUUUAUAUAGCUCAAAUUAGAAAAAUGAAAUGGGCCCCCGGCCCCAGAGGGAUGGAUAUUAUGCUCUAAGUACUCUUCGGUAUUUGAAUAUGGCUAAUCAAGAGUAUGUGGAUUAAGUUUGGUCAAGAUCCAUCAAUUCAUGUAGAAGUAUUUGUUUAUCAUUUUAUUUAUAAAGCUCAUAUAGAAAACAAACGACAUUUUGGGCCCACGGCCCCAAACGGUAUAGAGUUUGGAAAUGAAACAUGUUUAACUUUUGUAAGUGAGCUGUAAGGAAUAAACAUGCCAAUAUUCAUGCUGCUAUCUACUUGGGACGUUUGAGAAUUAGCGAUGAGUGAUGAGUGAGUGAGGGCUUUGCCUUUUAUUAGUAUAGAUAUUAUGCAUUCUAAUAUUGCCUUUGCCGCGGGUUACGACACGCCGCCAUCCCGUCAUGGGGAUGGUAGGUUGUUGUUCCAUCUCAUCAUGGGGAUGGUAGGUUGUUGUUCCAUCUCAUCAUGGGGAUGGUAGGUUGUUGUUCUAAAUCGCCCAAGUCUCCUUUAACAAGAUGACAAUAUGAAUAUCAUGUACUUAUAAUUUUAAUUGUUGCUAAUGCUACCUUGUCCAUUACUUCAUUCAUUGAAAUGCUCACUUGGUGCUUACUCCGACAAUGAUCAGACUUAUAAAACUAUCCACAAAUUGGAUGUAUAUGUACAAGCUUUAUCCCCUUCCAUAAAUCUAUCUGAAUUCGUUGCUGUUGGAACGGGACUCAUCAGCUUAUGACUAUUCGCUUGGAUACUUAUCCAUUUUUGUGUCAUUUGCCUUUAGCCUCGUUUCUAUUACUGGACCGACUUACCUUGAAGCUGGAACUAGGGGAUUGAUUUACGUCCUACACCAAACUACCUGACACUACUAGAAGGACUCGAGAUCCAGGGUCUUUCACCACCAUGAUUUAUCGCUGGAGAGUAAUCUCCCCCAUCGCAAAGAUCCCACGGAAUCUACGACUGGGAACUCCGACUUCGCUACGCUUAGAAAAGCUCCGAAAACCGGAACAGGGACACGCUUCUGGAACAGAAGGACUCCCACACUGUGUGAUCCACCGAGAUCAUCACUGGAACUAUAAAGGCUAAUCUACCAAGAUUGAGCAUGGAACUUGAGCAAUAUAGCAUUAAUAAUGAUGAUACCGUCUGUAUGUUAGGGACACUUGCUUUGCAUUGAUAUACCUUUCUAAUUGGAUGAAAUCCAUUUGAUGUAUAUAUAUUAAGCACCAUGAGUGUAUAACGGAGGAAUUUGUAAAUAUUAUUAUUUAAUAAAUACUUAUAGUUAUUUUCUCCUUUAACAAAGACUUCGUUUCAGUCUAUACUAUAUGUAUAUAGAUAGGUUAUUAUGUCUGUGUCGUAAUUUGGUUUAAAUAACGAAUUCCUAGACGUGCCAAGAGGAGAUCUCAUACGAGAGAUACUCCUCACUAAUAUAUCAUAAGUCAGAUCACCACAGUAAGUAAUCGAGAAAAGUAUUUUUUUUUUAAUACUUCUUUUCAUCAUCAAAUGCUUACAAAGUCCUCGUUUAAGUCACAAAACUCUUUAGCUAAGCAAAAAAAAACACAAAAAAGGGUAUAUCUGACCUCACCCUCCAACCCGUUUACUCAACGAAGCAGACGCGAUCAACAACUAUAAUUUUAGCGACGGUGUCAAGCCACUUACGCCAACCCAGUAUAUUUUUCUGUUCGCUUUUAAUUUGAUAAGUUUUAAAUGGUUUUAGAAAUGUUGUUUGUUAGCUGUGGACAUACACAGUAAUUUAAUGUUUAAUCUGCAUCCAGGAAAAUUUAUCUUCGGGAGCCCAGAAUAUAACGUUAGAUCCACAAGUGUAACUACCACAAUAACCGCCGACUGUAAAUCCGGUGAUGUCUACGAAUGUAAGGCCACCGAUGACGCUGGCAAUGUAGAUUCAAAAACCGUUGAGGUAAAAGUCUCAUGUGAGUAUUUUUUCACGUCUUUAUUAAUAAAUAAAUUGUAUAUAUGUGUAUAUAUGUAAAUAUAAAUGUAUAUAUAUAUUCAUGUACACACAUAUUACAUGGUGAUUUCGAAGGUCCUACUUGUGCCUGGAAAGCUUUCCCGCACGUGAGACACAUGUUUCUUUGUGAGUCCGUUUUGGAUUUGAGUCGAUUUUGCUUUUCAUUGCCGUGCGCAUUCCUUAAGCGUGAGCAAUGUUGGCAUCGACAGUGAGUCUGCCACAUCGGCAUGCACGGGCAAUAGCAAGUGGCUUCCACUAAUUUAGGUAAAUGUCCAUGGAUUUGAGUGAAGAUUUUAGACAGUCGUUUAAGCGUUUUUUGCAGCCCACUCGCUGAAAGUUUUUUUUCCUGCAGAGUUCACCGAACGUUUGUCGUUUAGAAAGUUUGCUGUCAGGCAUUCUUGUGAAAUGCCCUGCUUGUCUGGCAUUCUUGUGAAAUGCCCUGCUUGUCUGGUAUUCUUGUGACAUGGCCUGCUUGUCUGGCAUUCUUGUGAAAUGCCCUGCUUGUCUGGCAUUCUUGUGACAUGCCCUGCUUGUCUGGCAUUCUUGUGAAAUGCCCUGCUUGUCUGGCAUUCUUGUGACAUGCCCUGCUUGUCUUGCAUUCUUGUGACAUGCCCUGCUUGUCUGGCAUUCUUGUGACAUGCCCUGCUUGUCUGGCAUUCUUGUGACAUGCCCUGCUUGUCUGGCAUUCUUCUGACAUGUCCUGCCUGUCUGACCUGUCCUUUUUGUAGGAGCGCGUAGAUGCUGAUACAAUGUAAGCCCUCUGUUUCAUGGACUUUGACCCGCCAUCUUUUGCCAAGAAGUUUACAUAGGCAGCGUAGAUGGAUAUUGGUUCAGCAGUCCAACAUUUCUGUACACUGUUCACUCUCGCUAGCAUAUAUGGGUGAUAUUAAUACGAUUGCCCUAAAUACUUCGCUUUCCACAUACUCCUACAGAGCCCUCGAAAUGAACAAUUUACCUUUGAUAUUCUGUUUUAAUCUAAUCAUCUGUUGUUACUGACCUUGACAGGAUGCAGCCUAGAUAUGGGCAUUUUUUAGACUCCUUGGAGAUUCUAUCCUUUCACUGAUACUUUAGGGUCUUUGUAAGCUUUACCAGGAGCUGGCUGAUGCGAGAUCGCUACUUUUUGCUUAUUGACGGUGAGGCCGUAGUUGUCGCAAGCCUUUGCAAAGAGAUCAAGUAUUUGCUACGUUCUCAGUUCUGAGCUUGCGUCUAGGGCACAGUCAUCAACAAACAGGAGGUCUCUGAUUACCGGUCAAGAGUUUCGUGCUCAGAACCGCUUCUGCAGUUUGUUUGUCAGGUCACCGUACCAUCGUGACCUUACCCUGGUCACCGUACCAUCGUGAUAUCACCCUGGUCGACGUACCAUCGUGAUAUCACCCUGGUCACCGUACCAUCGUGACAUCAACCUGGUCACCAUACGAUCGUGACAUCACCCAGGUCACCGUACCAUCGUGACAUCACCCUGGUCACCGUACCAACGUGACAUCACCCUGAUCAUGAUACCAACAUGGAGCUGACGUACUUUUGUAAUGAACCUACUCGGGAAGCCACACUUCUCCACUACCUUCCACAGGACAUCUCUACUGACCAUGUCAAAUGCCUUGGUCUGAUUAACAAGGGGGAUAACCAGGUCUCUAUGUUGGUCUUGACAUUUUUCUGGAGCAUGUAUUCUAUGCUGAUUUUAAUAAUUAUUGUAUUAUAUAUGUGAAACGAUUUAAUAAACCAUUUAUGAUUUCAUUAUUCUAUGACGCUCUCCCCUUUAAAUAGUAGAGGACAACGUCGACGAAAAUAACUAUGUAAGUGAUAAUAGAUCAAAAUGCCUCCCCCCUCCCCGACCCCAGUUAUAAUGGCUAAGUGCCGGACCGCCCUCGAGCGCGGGGUCUUAGGCAGUCGCCUACCACCAAUGACCUUGGUGAAGGUGAAGGUUGUUCAGUUUUUCUCUUUGACUCUCCUGACAGGUUCAAACGGCGGGUCUGGAGGUGGAAGCGGUCGUGCUGGUCACAAUGGAGUGGAGGUUCUCAAAGCGGGGCCAUUCACCCUUUCUUCACUCCUGAUUGUGAUGAGCCUGCGCAGAUUCCUCUUUCAAUAAAGAAAUAAAUGAGACGCCAGAACUGGAAUAUUUGUGACUCUUAUAUCUCUGUCACAAUAGUUUUGCACAUACAUUUAUACACACUCCCUUACAUAUUCACAUUGGUUCUUAGCAGACGCAGAGUGUUAAAAUAUUCUUACAUAAUAUGUUAAGUGCCUACUAACUUUAUAAUAGAAUUUAGAAAAAUCUAUGCAUAAAAAUAUUAAUUUGUAUCUUUAUAUAUAUUGGAUAUGCUUCCAACGCCAUGGAUGUAACAUAUAUCUCAACACAUAUUUCAAUAUACAUGUUAACAUAUAUUUCCAGAUACAUUUCAAAAUAUCUAUUUCCACGUAUAUUUUAAGAUUGUUUUUGGCUGGAACUGAACUCUAGAUCACCAACCUGAGGUUUGCUCAGUUUAGAACAUUUGGCCAACCGGAGGCAAGAUUGCCACCGAGAAAAAUGCCUUGUAUUUCCAUGACACGCAUUCAUCUGACAUAGGACGGCCAUUUCAAGUGCUAGGGAAAUGUUUUGUGCCAAUAAAGAUUUAUGGAGAUGUCGACGAUUAUGAUGUACCAAAAAAAAAAAAAAAGGGGGGGGGGGUGGUGGGAAGACUUUGAAACACAAAUGGGUCGAUAUUCACUGUGAAAUUUUAACAACUUAAUACUGAUCGCUGACCUGCAGUCCUCGUGCGGUAUUUCCAUUCAUUACAAUUUUUAAAGUUAAUUUGACAUUUAUACCAUGAAUUGGUUCGUUUCUUGGGUCAAUUUUCCAUUGGGCACACGAAAACAAUGUGCUGUCAGAGAGACGGUAGUACUCUUUGGAUAUCAACAGAGCGCAAAGUGAACACUUGACAGAUAUAAAUGAUUUAACUGAAUAGAGAUAUCUAAAGUAUCUGGAAAGAAAAAAAAAACCUUUAAUUUUCAAAUUGUGGAUGAAUGCAUCCUUUCACUUCCUGUGAUCGUUUGAUCAUUUUAGCUUUUUACAAAUCAUAUAGCAGUCUCUUUUCAUUCAGUCAAUUGUAAACUCUUUUUAGGUCAUACAUUUCUUUUCAUGAUCCUGGGUUUCAGCCUUCGUCAAAUGCUGAGAUUUAUUUGAUAGAAUUGAUCAAAUCUGUCUUUGAUUUCGUUAUGCAGACGAAUUAGUAAAUGUAAUAUGUAUAUCAAUAUAAAGGACAAAGGGCGUGAAAAAAAAUGUUUUUAAAAAAAUAAAGGUUAAAAAAAUUAAAUUUCAAAAAAAAAUUUGAAUUGGUCUAAAAUGAAAUGGAAAAAAAAUUAUUUGAAAUAAAAUGUAUAUCUAUUUUUUUUUAAUCUAAAAAUUCAGCCCGGGUUUGAGUCCACCCUCCAACCCCAAUUUUGUCAUCAUUUAUUUUAGCCGAUGUAUUAUGGCAACCUUUCGGUAAAUUCAAGACAGUUCAAGACAUUUUACAACAAAAUGGAAUUAAAAUGUUUUUCUUCUUCUAUUGUUGUGUUUUUAAGUGCAUGGAUUUAAAAUAAUAAAUCUGGACGCAUAAAAGUACAAGAGAGAAACAACAUACUCUGUGUAAUGUUGGGAGUUGGAAGGCCGGUCACGUGGGUGUAGGAAGGAGGAUUCAAGAGUUGAAUGAAAGUUUAAUGGGACUACGUAGCACAACACGAGUGCCUUGGACCCGUGGCCAACGUUGGUCGGAUACGCCCCUAAACCAGUGCUUAGGCCCUGUUGCCACCUUUGAGUAGGAUACGCCCCUUAACGAGUGCCUAGGGCCUGAGGCAACCUUUUGGUAGGAUGUACCCCCAACACACACGGAGUUCCACCGAAACAAAAAAAUCCUUUUUUUUAAGGAAACUGGUUUUGAAAACGAACAACAAAAAAAAAAAAAAUCAUUUGAGUCAGUUUCAAAAUCCAGUUCUUGCCUAACUUAAGUUACAGAACAAUCAUAAUCUGAAAUCAACCUUUUCCUCCAUUCUCCAACACUGGCGGCAAUCCCUAACGCAUUGUUAGACAGACACGAGAACCUUCUACUAAUCCUUUGAUUAAGGCUCACAACCACUAACAAAGUAAAUUUUUAAAAAAAAAUUUUUUAAAACAGUCGAACCUCUAAUAAUGAUGUAGAAUUUUGCAUAACAAGUAGAUAGAACUCCACAAAUAAACUUGGGAAUAAUCACAUGUAGUAAAAUUUGAAAAAAAAGAAAUUUUAAAAACAUGUCGACAUUCGGAACAAAACUCAAAAGUGAAUAGCUUUCAGGUAUAUUCUUAAAAUAAUUAACCUUCUCUCCCCCCCACCC